AUGCGUUCAUCAUUUCUAGAAUUAUCUAAUUUGGAUGUAGAUGAUAAACGUACAAUUGUAUCUUCUGUUAAUUCUAUAAAGGACAAUAUAACUGUGUCUAUGCCAGUUAAUAGUGGAAUAAAUUUCAAAGGUGUUUUACCUUUUAACGGAUCUAAAUAUGUUGAGUUCUCGUCUGUGGGUCUUUGUAGCGUUGACUGUGAUAGAGGAUGGAUUCGGGAUAGUUAUAAACAGGCAAUUAUAAUUUUAUUAUUUUUUAUGGAAAAAAUUUUUUUAUAUAGCGCUUCAACCAGAUUACUGAUCUCUUACCCAAAGAAAAGCGUUUUUUUGUUUACUGGAAUGAAUUUAUUGGAAAACCGAUUAAUAAGGAACUUGCUCAAUAUCAAAUGCCUGUGUUGAUGAAGCGCUUUAUUUUUGAAUUUGGUGAACGUUUAAAAACUUAUGGAUUAUUCUCCAACUUUGUGCACCAUUGUGCUGUUUUACGCGAUUUUAAUUUUAUUUCUGAUGAGGAAAUGCGCAAUGCUUUAAUUUAUGUUUUAUUAUUUCAA
Meloidogyne enterolobii is the source of this 545-nucleotide messenger RNA. The record is from the annotation of a GenBank genome assembly. Lineage: Eukaryota; Metazoa; Nematoda; Chromadorea; Rhabditida; Meloidogynidae.